UCGCCUCUGCCUGCCCACCUCGGAGGGCUGCGGACUCCGGACUGGCCAGAGCCUGCGGCCAGUGUCCAGGACACGUCCCUGAAUUUCCCGCCACAGAGUGACUGACUCCCAGCACGGGCCACAGGUGGUGGGUGCGCCCCGAGAUGGACGUGCCCACGAACCUGUCCUGGGUGCGCCCGGAGAUGGACGAGCCCACCAAUCUGUCCUGGGUGCGCCCCGACGUGGACGUGCCCACGAACCUGUCCUGGGCGCGCCCCGAGAUGGACGAAUCCAUGAACCUGUCCGCCAGCCCCUUCCCCAGCCUGUCCCCACUGGAGACCGACGGGGGCCUCGGGGAAGGCGGCUCGCAGCCCGGCCUGCCCGUGCCCUCGGUGCUCCAGGCCCUCACGCUCGUCUUCCUGGGCUGCCUGGGGGCAGCGACGCUGGCCUGGAACCUGCUGGUCCUGGGGACCAUCUUCCGCGUGCGCACCUUCCACCGCGUCCCGCACAACCUGGUGGGCUCCAUGGCCGUGGCCGACGUGCUGGUGGCCGCGCUGGUCAUGCCGCUGAGCCUGGUGCACGAGCGCGCGGGCGGCCGCUGGCAGCUGGGGCGCCGCCUGUGCCACGCGUGGGUGGCCUGCGACGUGCUGUGCUGCACGGCCAGCAUCUGGAGCGUCACGGCCGUGGCGCUGGACCGCUACUGGGCCAUCACGCGCCACCUGCGCUACACGCUGCGCGUGCGUAAGCGCGCGUCCAAUGCCAUGAUCGCGCUGGCCUGGGCGCUGGCCGCCGUCAUCUCGCUGGCGCCGCUGCUCUUCGGCUGGGGCGAGACGUACUCGGAGCAGCGCCAGAGGUGCCAGGUGAGCCGCGCGCCGUCCUACGCCGUCUUCUCCACCAUCGGUGCCUUCUACCUGCCGCUCUGCGUGGUGCUCUUCGUGUACUGCCGCAUCUACCGCGCCGCCAAGCUGCGCCUCCACCUGCGCAGGAGCAACCGCAUCACGCCGGUGCCCAACGCCAUGGAGAUGAAAUCCUCAGAGCAGAAGCUAUUCACGACCCGCCAUGCGUCCACGGCCCCCCGAGCCACAGGGGACCCGUGGCGGGAGCCGAAGGAGCAGAAGGCUGCCAUCAUGGUAGGGAUCCUCAUCGGGGUCUUCGCCAUCUGCUGGCUCCCCUUCUUCACGGCCGAGCUCAUCAUGCCACUGUGCUCCUGUGAGCUGCCACCCAUCUGGAAGAGCAUCUUCUUGUGGCUUGGCUACUCCAACUCCUUCUUCAACCCACUCAUCUAUACGGCCUUCAACAAGACCUACAGCAACGCCUUUCGCAGCUGCUUCUGCAAGCAGCAAGCAGCAUAGGGGGUGCCCCCUGCCUCGCCCAUCCCCUGCCCAGAAGAGGUGGACCCACAAAGGGUCCCUUAGGGCUCCUCUUCUGAACCACGCCCGCCUUAGCGCCCCUUCAGCCAGUUUGGGGGCCUCAUUUGCCGACCUCAGAGCUUAUGCCUCAUCCUCAGCUUCUAGCCACGGACUCUCCUACCAAGUGUCCUUUCCUCCCCCCAUGUCCACUCCAGUCUGGGUUUGCUCUUGUCCCUGAGAAGUUAGACAGGGCCAAGGGCAGGGAGGCCAUAGUUUAGUGUGGGCAGAUGGACACUAGACAGAUGCCCAGAGUCUAAAGGGCUAACCUUAAUUCCCCUUUUCCAGACUAGAUCCCCUUUCCAUGGUUCUGCUUUAGCACCUGGUAAGUUUUCCUACUGUGACUGUGUUUCUCAGUAUUUGGUCAUAGAACAUUGCCUCCAAAAGUGUUUUAAAAAAGAAAAACAUAUAUAUAUAUAUAUAUAUGUAU
This is a messenger RNA of Suncus etruscus (white-toothed pygmy shrew), 1815 nucleotides long. RefSeq names its product 5-hydroxytryptamine receptor 5A (gene HTR5A). NCBI's taxonomy places the organism in Eukaryota, Metazoa, Chordata, Mammalia, Eulipotyphla, Soricidae. The record is from RefSeq and is a predicted model, not a curated record. The transcript is spliced from 2 exons. Bases 144 to 1331 code for a protein of 395 amino acids. Gene Ontology annotation, cellular component: plasma membrane. Gene Ontology annotation, molecular function: G protein-coupled serotonin receptor activity. Gene Ontology annotation, biological process: adenylate cyclase-activating adrenergic receptor signaling pathway.